AGAAUAAAUACAUAUUAUCCUCCCAUGUAUUGUAUUUGUGGGGAGAGAGAGCGAGUGGAUGUGGUGUUCCGGAGAAGUUGGAAUGGCAGCGGUUAGUGUUAGUGUUACUGUGAGAGUGAGGUGGUGCACUCGAAAACCACCCACUCCAACUCCAACCAGAUUCAGCGUUAAUGCUCUGUUUGGUGAUUGGGGAUUUGGGAAUAGAACAAGGAACUCCCUUCAGCAGCAAUUCACGUUCACUCUUGCUGAUAGUAAAGUGAUAAGCGUGUCGGUUGUUUCUUCGAUCUCAGAUGUUGCAUCGAGCGAAUGGGACGCUUGUGCUUUGGAUGCGACUGGCCCUGACAACUUCAAUCCAUUCCUUUCGCAUGCCUUUUUGUCGACCUUAGAGCACUCUGCUUCCGCUGUCAGGGAAACUGGUUGGAUCCCACACCACAUCGUUGCCAAAGCCAACAACAACAGCAACAACAACGUUGUAGCCGUUGUCCCACUCUAUCUUAAAACCCACUCCUACGGCGAAUUUGUUUUUGAUCAUUCUUGGGCUAAUGCUUACCAUUCUUAUGGCUACAAUUAUUACCCCAAGUUACAAUCUUGUGUCCCCUUCACACCUGUAACUGGUCCAAGGAUCUUACUUCGUAACACCUCCUUCAAACAUCAAGUUUUCGACAUUAUUGUCUCCGCAAUGAAGGAACUCGCUCUCACCUCCCAGCUUUCAUCAUUACAUGUUACUUUUCCCUCUGAAAAUGAGUGGCACAAGCUCACUGAGAAAGGCUUCCUCCCCAGGAUUGGAAUGCAGUACCACUGGAAAAACCGUAACUACAAAAAUUUUGAUGACUUCUUGAUGGACAUGAAGCAAAGUAAAAGAAAAAAUAUACGUCAAGAGCGCAAAAAGAUCUCAGCCCAGAACUUGAUUAUGAAACGCCUCCGGGGUUAUGAAAUAAAGGCUAGGCACUGGGAUUCCUUCUACUCUUUUUACAGGAACACAACUGAUAACAAAUGGGGCACUCCUCACCUGACAAGGGAAUUUUUUCAUGAGCUGGGAGCAAAAAUGGGAGAUAAUGUGCUACUUGUGGUGGCUGAAGAAGGGGAUGAACUAGUUGCUGGAGCCCUAAAUCUUAUCGGAGGAGAUACCUUGUUUGGGCGCCUAUGGGGAUGUCAGCCACGAAGUUACUACCCAAGUUUGCAUUUUGAAGCGUGUUAUUACCAGGCAAUUGAAGCAGCUAUUGAACUCAAUCUUAAAACUGUAGAGGCAGGAGCUCAGGGUGAACACAAGAUUCAGCGGGGAUAUCUUCCUGUGACAACUUAUAGCUGCCAUUACCUUAUUGAUGAAGAAUUUAGAGAAGCUAUACAAGAUUUUUUAAUACGUGAAGCUGCUCAGGUGAAGCUAGUUAUAAAACUCUUGCAUGAUUCUGGUCCUUUUAAGGAAGGUAUCCUUUAGAAAGUAAAUUUAUGGGUAUAGUAUUUGCAAAUAUGUAUAUGAUUGUAAUAAUUUAUUUAUAAUUUAGCAGAAAUGUAUAUACAGCUGAAGUAAUGAGUACGUUGGGUAUUUGGUACAAAGAUGAAUGAUGCAUGCGUGCGCAUUGUUAGAGUAA
This is a messenger RNA of Glycine soja, 1589 nucleotides long. RefSeq lists its product as uncharacterized. The transcript has 8 exons. Bases 59 to 1435 code for a protein of 458 amino acids. The record is from RefSeq and is a predicted model, not a curated record. Lineage: Eukaryota; Viridiplantae; Streptophyta; Magnoliopsida; Fabales; Fabaceae.